GAGGCAGCAGCGCGGCCAGUGACGUCACAGGCCAAGGCCGAGAAUAAUCGGAGAAAGCUGACACGGAUCAUAUCUUUCGCCUUAAUUACCCCCUCUGUGUCCCUGAUUGAUUCCUUGGUAGCUAAAGGUCUGAGUGAACAUGGCAGUGUCUGGAAAUUACUACUUUGCCAUUGUGGGGCAUCAAGACAACCCAAUGUUUGAGAUGGAGUUUGUGCCCACCAAUAAGGAGCCCAAGAAGGAGGACCACCGCCACCUCAACCAGUUCAUUGCUCAUGCUGCACUGGACCUUGUAGACGAGAGCAUGUGGACCACCACCAGCAUGUACCUCCGCCUGGUGGACAAAUUCAAUGAGUGGUACGUAUCUGCGUUUGUGACGGCUGGGAGGAUAAGACUCAUAUGCCUUCACGAUGUGAAAAAUGAUGAUGGCAUCAAGAACUUCUUCAUGGAGAUGUAUGAGACCUACAUCAAGCACUCAAUGAAUCCAUUCUAUGUGCCAAACAGCCCUAUCAAAUCAGCAGCAUUUGAGAAGAAGGCACUGUUCUAUGGAAGGAAGUACCUCACCGGCUAGUGUAACAUAGAUGAACUUCUGGCUUAUAUCUAAUGAUCUGCAUGGAGACAUAAUGGAGGAAGAGUGAUUGUAACACAAUCUAAUUUGGGUUGUUCUAAAGAUCAGGAAGUUAUUCUGCACAUGGAAAAUGCCAUUGUCUCUCCAUUGUUUUAUUUUAAGAUAAUCAUCCUUGAACAUGAGGCAGGUGAUCACAAAGUCAUCACAUUACAACUGCCAUAUUGUUGUUAUGAGAGUCUGCAUUGAUAGAAAGAAAAAGAGGCAAAGAAAAACAAGCUUCUUUACUUAGAAUAUACAUGUAAAUUAAGUGAGAUCAGUUAAUUUAGUGAUGGGAUGAACCUAACCUGUCAUUUAUAACAUAAGCAUUAGUUGCUAAAAGAGAACAGUCGCUAAUUUACAGACAUCACUACCUUUUGACUCGCACAGUGAUAAUGAACCGAAAGUUAUUUAAAUAUGUACAGUCAUGGUCAGAAGUUGAAUAAUGUGCCCCACCUUACCCACCCCCACCUUUUUUUUUUAAUCUUGCUCAAUUUCUGGUCCUCUUAUCCAUUGAUACUCCCUUUGCAGAAACCAGAUUACUAACAAAUUAUAAGCUGAGGGAACUGGGGAUCAAGAGACCUCAAGACAGUGGAAAUGAGUGCAGGAAGUUAAGCCACUGUUGAUCAUAAUGACUAAACUAAUCAGAUUAGAGGAUGACCAUUUGAUCUUUUCUUUCAUGUUUGCCAGGGGGAUGCCAAGCAGAGAUGUUAAUUGUUAUCUGCCUUCUCUUGCCUCCACUGGUGAUCUUAAAUUGAAAGGUGUGUUUGUGUGUGUGUGUGUGUGUGUGUGUGUGUGUGUGUGUGUGUGUGUGUGUGUGUGUGUGAAGAGCAAUUUAAAAUGAAUGAAUGAAGUGCAUGUUUUGAUUAGUAAUUCCAAACUUACUUUAAUAUUUGAAAUUUUAUAAUUACCUCAAAUGGGACCAUGAUGUGUGCAACCAAAGAAUAAAGGCAUGUUAUUUA
Messenger RNA from Scylla paramamosain (green mud crab), 1563 nucleotides. RefSeq names its product trafficking protein particle complex subunit 2B-like (gene Trs20). The record is from RefSeq and is a predicted model, not a curated record. The transcript has 6 exons. NCBI's taxonomy places the organism in Eukaryota, Metazoa, Arthropoda, Malacostraca, Decapoda, Portunidae. Gene Ontology annotation, cellular component: TRAPP complex; cytoplasm; nucleus. Bases 140 to 568 code for a protein of 142 amino acids. Gene Ontology annotation, biological process: endoplasmic reticulum to Golgi vesicle-mediated transport.